Molecule: messenger RNA, 1023 nt
Organism: Rhinolophus ferrumequinum (greater horseshoe bat)
Lineage: Eukaryota; Metazoa; Chordata; Mammalia; Chiroptera; Rhinolophidae
Product: immunoglobulin-binding protein 1-like
Exons: 1
Coding region: 4-1023 (339 amino acids)
Biological process (GO): regulation of signal transduction; regulation of dephosphorylation
Cellular component (GO): cytosol
Molecular function (GO): protein phosphatase 2A binding
Source: RefSeq, a predicted model, not a curated record
AAGAUGGCAGCUGCUGAAGAAGACGAGUUACCACUGCCUCGACUUCCCGAGCUGUUCGAAACAGGCAAGCAGCUUCUGGAUGAAGUGGAAGCAGCGACCGAACCCACCAGUUCCUGGAUAAUCCAAGAGAAGGUAUUGAGGGGAUUGGACCUUCUUAAGAAGGCUGCUGAAAUGUUAUCGCAGCUCGACUUGUUCAGCCAAAAUGAAGAUUUGGAAGAGAUUGCUUCUGCUGACCUGAAGUACCUGAUGGUGCCAGCAUUUCAAGGCGCAUUGGCCAUGAAACAAGUCAACUUGAGUAAGCGUCUAGAUCAUUUGCAGUGGGCUCGACAGCACUUUUUAAACUACUUAACUCAGUGCCAGUACUAUCAUGUGGCAGAGUUUGAGUUGCCCCAAACCAAGAACAACUCAGCUGAAAAUAACACUGCUAGUUCCUCCAUGGCUUAUUCUAGCCUCGUUGCUAUGACAUCUCAAAGACAGGCUAAGAUAGAGAGAUACAAACAGAACAAGGAGAUGGAGCAUAGGUUGACUGUGCUGAAAUCUGCUGUGGACACUGGUCAAGCAGAUGACGAGUAUGUUCGUGAAUAUUACCUCCUUAACCUUAGAAGGUGGAUUGGUAUCAGCUUAGAAGAGAUUGAGAGCAUUGACCAGGAGAUAAAGAUCCUGAGAGAAAAAGACUCUUCAACAGAGGCAUCAACUUCUCACUCAUCUUUUCAGGACAGGCCUCCAAUGAAACCCUUCACUAUCACUCGGAAUGUGGCCCAAGCCAAAGUAUUUGGAGCUGGUUAUCCAAGUCUGGCAUUCAUGACAGUGAAUGACUGGUAUGAUCAGCAACAGAACUUUGGAGCAUUACCAGAUCAGGGAAUAGCCAAGAAAAUAUCAGAGGUCAAACGAGCAGCUCAGCAACAGGAAGAUCAGGAACAAAAGGAGGAAGAUGAUGAGCAAACACUUCACCAGGCUCGGGAGUGGGAUGACUGGAAGGACACCCAUCCUAGGGGUUAUGGCAACCGACAGAACAUGAGUUAG